Molecule: messenger RNA, 11299 nt
Organism: Cercocebus atys (sooty mangabey)
Lineage: Eukaryota; Metazoa; Chordata; Mammalia; Primates; Cercopithecidae
Gene: BMPR1B
Product: bone morphogenetic protein receptor, type IB
Exons: 19
Coding region: 9438-10946 (502 amino acids)
Biological process (GO): cellular response to growth factor stimulus; dorsal/ventral pattern formation; protein phosphorylation
Cellular component (GO): signaling receptor complex; plasma membrane
Molecular function (GO): SMAD binding; ATP binding; transforming growth factor beta receptor activity, type I
Source: RefSeq, a predicted model, not a curated record
UACCAGAUGAAUGAAUAAGGAAAAUGUGGUACCGAUACACAAUGGAGUACUAUUCAGCCAUAAAAAACAAUGAGACUGUGUCAUUUGCUGCAACAUACGUGGAACUGGAGGACAUAAUGUUAAAUGAAAUGAGCCAGGCACAGAAAGACAAACUUUGCAUGUUCUUGCUCAUUUGUGGGAGCUACAAAUGAACUGGUGGAGAUACAGAAUAGAAUGAUGUUUACCUCUGGGUGGCAAGAUAGUGGGGUGAGAUUGGGAGUGGGAAGUAAGGAUGGGUAAAGGCUACAAAAAUAUACAGGAUGAAUAAGAUCAAUUUGAUAGCAUAAUAGGAUGAUUGCAGCCAACAAUAAUUUAUUGUACAUUAAAAAAACUAAAGAGUAUAAUUGGGUUUUUUUGUAACACGAAGAAAUGAUAAAUGCUUAAGAUAUUGGUUACCUCAUUUACCCUGACAUGAUUAUUAUGCAUUGAGUGCCUGCAUCAAAAUAUUUCAUGUACCCCAUAAAUGUAUACACUUCAUAUGUACCUACAAAAAUUAAAAAUUAGAAAAAUUCAGGGAAGUAAGCAUAAGAAAUAAUCCAAUUUAAUACAGGUGUAGUAUUAGUAAGUAAAUACAAUUCUAGCCUAUUACAGUUUUAGGAUUCUAUUAGGAAUUAGAAGAAAAGGGAAGCUAGAUUUCAGUUAAGCUCUUUCACUGAAUCUAUGAAAGACGUUUGUGCGGAAUUAAAAUUCAUUGAACUGCUAUAAGUAAUAGUUCUUCAUAAUUAACCCCCCAACAUGCCCAAUUUACAGAAAUGCAAAUGGGGGAUAAAUGGUUAUUUUAAAGAAUUAAUCACUGCUUUGACUUUCAUGGUUUAGGAGUGAGGUACAAUUCAUUUUAUAUUGGGGGAAGACAAUUCUGGUGAAGUGAACAGCAAGGGCAGACAACCCAAGGCAGCAAUGUACCCAGUGCGGUUAAAGACCAGCAACGAGGCCAGCGUGCCCGGAGUGGAAGGAUCUGAGAGGAAACGAGUAAGAGGGAGUUCAGAGAGGUUAACAGGCACCAAGAUCAUGAUUGGUCUUACAGACAGUCUUAAGGACUUUAGUUUUUAUUUUUAGUGAUAUGGAAAGUCAUUGGAAUGUUUUGAUCACAUGAAUAAUAUGAACUAUCAUUGAUGAUUCUGGCAGCUGCGUGGAGAGGAAUGUUAGGACAAUGGGUGGGAGUGAGAGACCUGCUAGAAGCUACUGAAGCGAUUCCAGGUGGGCCAGGGUGGCAGGGGUGGAGCUGAUGAGAAAAGGUAAAAUUCAGGAUGUAUUUAAAGGACAAAUAGAAAGGAUUUGAAUUCGAUGUAGGGAGUAAAUGAGAGGGAGGCAUCCAGAACAAUUCUGAAGAUUUUUCCAGAUGACAUGAUGGAGUUCCCAUUCAUAAGGCUGAGAGGGACUGAGAGGUGAAGGCAUGGGUGAAACCAGGAAUUCAUUUUUAGAUAUGCUGAGAUAUCAAAAUGGAUAUUGGAGGCUGGAGUUCAGGCUGGCUCCAGAUAAAAAUUUGAGUUUUGUUAAUACGUAGGUUUUACCUAAAGCCGCUAAGUGGUACAAGACCAUGUAGGUGUAGGGAGUGAAUGUAGAUAGAAAGCAAUAUGAGAACUGAGCUCAGAACACUCCAAGGUUUGAAAGUUGGGGAAAUAAAUGAGCAAAGGCGAAUGAGAAAAAGCGAGGUAUAGGAAAAUCAGGAGUACAUUUGUGUCCUGGCAGCCAUGUGAUGCAAGUAUUUGAAAGAGAAGGAAUUGAUAACCUCAGUUAAGUCCUGUUUAAAGUUUAGCAACUUGGAGAGUCAACGGAUGCCCUUGAGAAAAGCAAGUUGGAGUGUCCAGGGACGCCUGAUUGGGUUGGUUUCAGUAGAGGUCAAGGCAGGGGAACGAAGUAUAGGCAGCAGAUUUAGACUGUUCUCUUGAGGAAAAAGGGAGCUGAGAAAUUAGUGGCAGCUGGAAUAGGAAAUGAGGUCAAGAGAGUUUUCUUUGUUGUUGUUUUCAAUUUUGUUUUUUAAAAUUAAAUACAUCAUGGGAAUGAUCUAGUAGAGAGAAGAGAGAAGGGGAAACUGCUGUAGUGCUGUGCUUGAGUUGGCCAGAGAAGAAGGGAUCUCAUACCAAAAUAGGGGCAUGGGGAUGGGCUCAGGUAGGUACCUAGCCUGUUUAUCCAGUUGAGGGAAAGCAGAGAGUACAUCUGGCCACAGAUGCAGUUUGGUAAUUAGAUGUGGUGGGGCAUAAUAAGGUAGGAGGGGUUUUUUGGUUUAUGUGUGUAUGUUUGUUUUAGUUUCUGUGAGCUGUCCUAAACAGAGGACUGAGGAGUGUGGGAACAAGAAGUAAGGAAUGGCUAGGAGAGAAGGCGCUUUUAGAAAUUAAGUACAAGGCUAGUGCUCAGUGAUUUUCCUAGACCAGCUAUUGCCUGUGCUAGGAUCUACUAUAUUCUCUCUCUGUUUGUUCCAACCCUUCAUUUUACAGCGCUUACAGGAUUGCCUCAGACUUGCUUUUUUCCCUUCCUCCCAGUUCUUGUUGAUGCCAUUCCUUCAGCCUCCCACAGCACCAUGGACUCGGGGCUCUUGUGUGCAGUGGGCUUUGACUAAAGAGUUGAGACAAUGGAGGGAGAUUACAACAUAAUCCUUCCUGCCCUUAUUUUUUUAAUCCUUUUCCUCAUGCUUCAGAGCAGGGGCUCUUCCUUUUUUGUGCCAUGGAUCCCUUUGGCAGUCUAGGGAAACCUAGGACUGCCUCUUCAAGGUAAUUUUUAAAUGAAAAAAAAAAUGUAUAUAUAUAGCAUUACAAAGGAAAUUAAUGAAUAGAAUACAGUUUUCAAAAAUAUAAAAAGCACAAUUGUGCUAUAAUCGUGUGUCUUUAUGAUGUGUGAAACAAAGUCUAGUGGCAGGUCGCGUGACUGUGUUAUUUUCAAAGUAGUAAUGUAAACAAUCUUUCAAGAUAUCUGUAACAACUGAGAUAGGUGAAAAUGUUUGUGAUUUCCACCGGUGGCAAGGUCACAGGUAUUGGUAAUUGUACUGUGAUUUGUUACCUAUAUUCAUAAAGAAACGCUAGAUCUUAGUUAAAUGUUCAUAAAAAUAGAAAAUCUUUUUCCCAUCAAAUUUCUAUCCUUCAUUCUGUGCGUGAAUCUUUUUGGCAUCUGUGGUCUUCAGGUUAAUGACCCCUACCUCAGUAGUACCGCUGAGUAUACCGCUCUUGUCCAAGACUGGAUCCUACUACCUGUGGUCUAGCCUCCUACGCCCUCCUCACCAGCCCCAUUUUCUUCGAAACUUACUCCAAACAGAUAUCCCAGAUUGUUCUUGUAUCUUAAAUCUCUCUCUCCAUGGGUCCUUUUCUUUUCUUCUUGGAAUAUGCUUGUAUUUGUGUUCUUUCUUCCAUUUCCCAGGAGGGCAAUAAAUAGACUUGCUUGUGUGGCUGUGGCUAGUGCAAUGACUGGCAUGUGCCCUGUAAAUGUUUACUACUUGUAGAAGGUACUCACUAAACGUUUAUUAGGUAAAUAAACAGAUACUUCUAUUUCCACUGGGAAUUUUCAGGUUUUUUUUUUUUUUUUUUUUCCAAUUAGAGAAUGUUAUAAAUGUCUUCCUGCUGGAAAGGGGAAAAUGCUCAUAAGAAUUAUUUCCCAUCAUGUAAGCCCCUUUGGUAAACACAGGAGAGUCUGCAAAUUUCAUCAGUCAAACCAUGAAAGUUAACGUCCUCGUAGAGGGGUAUACUAGAUUUCCAAAUGUAAGUAAUUUUGAUAAGAAAACUGAGAGUGACUCUUUGUCAAACCAGUUCAUUGGUUUCUAUGAAAGUCUGGUGACAAAAAUAAUUUUGAGUGAGUUAUAACUUGUUGGACUUUGGAAUUAAAAAUAUAGUUAAUCUCUAUUUAUUUAAAUGACAUGUUAAAAAUAUAGUUCUGAUUUGAAUUUUGCAGUGGAUGCUAAGUAGACACAUGUAUCUUAGAGAAAAAGGAUAGGAUUCAAUGACCUAUUCCUAACUUCCAAGAAGUUAGUUUUGGAGAAGUGUUGGCUAUUAGUAUUAGAGCAUGUUUUUAUCCUUGACAUGGAUUUACUUUUAGUCUAUAAUAAUUUUAAAAAUUAUUUACUUUCCUUGUAGUCCAGUAACUGAUAUUCUUUGAACACAUACCUCUAAUUUAUGCAGCUAUUAAUCAUAUUUUAUCUUAUAAUAUUUGUUGUUAUUUUCUGUUCUUUAAUUAUUGGAAGGUCACUUGAAAUUUUAUAUUUAUAUAUUUAUGCAAACAUAAAGGAGUCAGUUGAGAUCAUUGUAAAACAUAUAGGUUAAUGCUUGGCACGUGGUAAACACUAUACAAAUAAAAUAAGGAAUCACAACCAUGCGUAUACACAAAUAUUUAUUGUUUCCAACCAGAUUUAAACCUGUAAACUCUACGAGUUAUGAAGACCUUGUUUGUCCUGUACAUCUUCGUACACUCAGUGCCUGGCAUAAUGUAGGCUCAUAGUGUGUUAUCAGUAAUUGUUUGUUGUGUGAAUAUAAGCCACCGAAGAGCAGUGGCUGUGUGGAUUGGAAAUAAAGAUGGUGAAAGAUAAGAGAUUAUUCAGGUAACUUGUGCUAAAGGGGCAAACACAUUUUCCCUUACCUAUUUGUAUUCAGUGCAGUUAGUAUUUCUUACAAAUACAAAAUGAGUGUAGUUACUACAACUGGAUUAGGUGUAAGGAGGUGUACAGUAUUCAGCUGGGACACACUAGCAUAGCUGUCUUCGUUCUUUAGGGCCAGCCUCCAUUCUUCUUAGAUGUGUACAGACCAUAUCAGUUGAACAACAUUUUGAAUAUAAUAUGUGGUUUUAAGUGAAUAUUUGGAAGAAAAGUUAUUAAACUGUAUAGAUAGAAAAACAUGUAUGUAUACACACAUAUGGACAUUACUCUGUCUAAUUUUAAGGAAUGAUAGAAAUUUUAGAUAUAAUUAACCAUUGCCAUUUAUAGAUCAAAAAAUAUAUAAAUUGAUAAGCUAUAUUUUAAUAUUACUAAAAUAAGAUACUUUUACAAUUAAGAUCUUGCUUUUUCUAGUUCGAAAUGGGUGUCAUGGUAACAAAAGUACAUUAUUGGUUUUCUUACAUUUAUGUCCUUGCCUGUUCAUUAGGGGAUUUCGAUGUUUUACAGGGUCAUGAAAAUUAAUCAGUAGCAUUUUCUUCUUGUAAUGGCAAGCACCCACAUUAAAAUUAUUGCAUUCCAUGUAACUUAUCUUUUGAUAUCACUGUCUUAUUUCUCCUCCUUAAAGAAAAGGCAGACCAACUACUAGACUAUAUAUAAGGUAAUUUUAUACUUGCCAAUUGAUCUUCCCGGGGGAGCUACUGUAGUUUUUAUAAAUAGCUUGCUGACUUCGAAGAAGCAUAUUUCUGUUCUUAGGAACUCAUCUGGAAAGAACAUUUCUUUGGGGGAUAUGGAGACCAUGUGUGGAAUUCCAGCUACAAGAAAAAUUCUGGGAUUUAGACAAAGAAAUAUUAGGUGGUUAAAAUUGAAAGUCUUUUUGUGAAAAAUUGGUUUGCCCUUAAUAGCCAUAUUUUAUGUUCUUAGAACCUAAUAUAUUGUGGAUUCGUGGUCCCCAGCCUAGAGUUUCCAGACUCCGGGGACCUGCAAACCUAGAUUGGUAUCACUGAUUAUAUUAUCUUGGUCAAAGUACUAACUUGAAAUUGUAUGUGUUUAAUUUAUUAAAAAUGAGCAAAUGUUUAUUACUUAAAAUGUUUACUACUUAAAAAAGCAACUCAUUUAUUUACUAAAUUUUUCAUAGCAUGGAGUUCAUGAAGUGAAAAUGAAAAGUUGCUUUGGGAAAGACUCAUGCCGGUUUGAAGCUUGACCUAUAUGUGUGAUUGCUACCUCCAGAGACUUUAAUUUAUUGAAAUACUGUGUCCAGUUGUAAAGCUAAGAAUACAAACCACUUAAGUGAAUUUUACUUUACAGUGAAUAUCAAAGAUUGAACUAUUUUUUAUCCCAAAUUAAAAUUUCUGAUCAAAGAUGCAGGCGGUUUUAUGGCAGUUCAUAAAAUACCAUAUUCUCUCCAUGAGGAUAAUAUGUAUGGAGGCUAUAUCUUUUAUAUAGUAUUAUCUUUAAUGUAAUGAAUGAUAGUGAAUUCAUAAGUAAAGUAACUUUUAUUGUUUUUGGAUUAAGAGAUAUUCAAAAUAAGCUUUGUUGUUUUCAAGACUAAUGUUGUUUUUUGUUUCUUUUAAAAGUUUAUUUAGGGGGAGGGGAGGAAGAGCGGGUCAUGGUCAGACUAGCAGCACAUGCCACCAUCAAACUUCAGACACUCUCUGAAGGUGUUUCACACCUCACCCUCCAUUUCUCCAAAUCACUGUAAAAGCACUAAACCUGAAGAUUGAAUUCAGUAUGAAUUCAACAUUUUGAAAUUUAAAAAAAAUAAAUGAAUAAUUAUAGAAUUGCUCCAAUUUUCAGUCCAAUUUGAUUUUUAAGAAAACUUUACUUAUCUCAUUCUUAAAUGGCUUAGAAAUAUUGACCAGAAAUUUCUCAGUCAUUCUACUGAUUUUCCAGCCUUUUUCUUCAGGAUGCUGAUCAGAGUACUUAACCUACGUUCCUCUUACUGCAAGUUAAACUUAUUUCCUGUUCAAUCUGUAGUUGAAGGAAAGUAACUGUUUGAGUUAUUUGCAUUUCCCCUGGGCUGUCUUCAUAUAUUUAAGGAUUACUGUGAAGCUCUCUAUUCCUUCUAGCAUGCCCCAAGAUGCCUCAUCUACUGAAUAAGUCCUUUAGUAUCCUGGAAUGAUAAAAAGUGGACAUGAGGUUCUACUCUAAUUGUACCCUAAUAUAAAGGAGAAAUAUAUGAAAAUAAUUUUAUAAAAACGUUUAAGAAGUGCAUUUUCAAAAAUAAUGAAUUUGAAUAUGGAAAUAUGUGGACACAAUUACAGUAAGAAUAAUGAAGUAGAUAGAUUAUUGUACUCAUAUGUAGCAUCACUGUGAACACCAGAGUUACAAAUGCAGGCUGAAAAAGGUUUGUUGUAUCAGUGACUCAGAAAUAACAAGGGGUAUUGAGAUUGUGGAGGCAAGUUUUUGAUAAUGGUGACAAGACUCUGAACAAAACAAAUCUCUUGAUUUACAUAGUUUGUUGCCUUCUUGGAAUCUAGUGUGUAUUUAAAAUCUUUGAUAAAUACUAUGUGUUUAUAUAUAAAAUACAGUAAGGUUCUAGACUGAGAUAAUUAUAAACAUAUUUUUCACUCUCAUCAGUCUCCAGCCAUUCACUGAAGAGUCGUGAGGCACCCUGGAAAAUUCUUUGUUUGGGACACUGUCCUGUAUUGCAGUAAACCUGGCAAGCCUAUUCUUGGCCCGUUAAAAGAAAGACAUGCUCCCUAGUCAUUGUGCAAGCCAAAAAUGCGAUAACUUAUUUUCAGAAAAAGCUACUCUUUACGUGAUCCCCUUGAGAACCUCUGCUCUAGGGUAAGCUUUUGAACUUGAGGUCUAUUUUCUAAAGCAUCAGUAUUUUUAUUUUUUCCUUCUCGGUAGUCUAUUCAGUUAUCUGUUAUACUGAAAUGUAAUCAAUAAGGACAAAGGAUUCACAUUCCUUGUGAAUCCAUAUUCACAUAUCCCAGAAUAUACCUAACAUAUAUUGGAUAGCACCAACUAUAAUAAUCUAGGUGCAAAAAAAUUGUAAACAAAUUAUCAGUUGCUAACGAACCCCUGUGGAUGAUUACUAAAAAUAACCUUUAGUCUUCUUUAAAGGAUCCUUCUUUAAAGGAAUUCUGGUUCAUAUUGAGUAUUUUAUUUUAUAAUAUGUGGGGGGAUAAGAACACCAAACAUUUGUAGAGCACUUAUCUGACAGUUACUAUGUUACUUGCCUUCUCUCUCAUUUUUAAGUCUGAUAACCAUCUGAUGAAGCAAGCAUUAUUAAUAUCUUCGUUUGAUAGAAAAGAAAUCAGAGCCAUACAGAGGUUAAUUAUCUUGCUCAAGGUCACACAGCUAUUAAAUAGUAGAGCCAGGAUUUAAACUCAGGUUUCUCGGACUCUACCUCAUUUGCUCUAAAUUGCAGUGGUGUGCAGGUGAAUCUUUUCAGACGGUUUUCAUCACUAUUAAAAUGUGUCUAACAUAGAUCUUCAGAAAAACUCUUCCCAUCUCUUUUAAAAUAACAUAACAUGUACGUAACAAAAAUAUGGGAUAAUUAAAACUCUGAAGACAGAGGAUAGUGCUUAUUUUUUGGUUAAUCACCUUCAACUUCAACUAAAGGGAAAGGCUGUUUCUCAGUCUUCUGGUUCCAGUUACCACUGAAGAAAAGGAAUGUGCAUUGCUGCCACUAGUGAUAUUUGUGACUUCUAGAUAAACAGUGCCUUCUAGUCUCCUAUGUGUUCUUUUCAACGUUAAUAAAUUUAUUUAAAAUAAAGUUAUUUGAGUUAAUCAAAUGAGUGCUUGUGCUUGGAAGUGAAAUAAUCAGAUUUUUACUUAUAUUUAAAUUUUAGAGAGGUCCAAUUUGAUUAUUCCACACUGUAUAUGUUUAUUGAAACAUCACUAUGUGCCCCAUAAAUGUGUACAAUUAGUAUUUGUCAAAAUAAAAUAAAAUAAAACUUCAAAUAACUUUGCAGUUGUUGACACAGCCUCUUCCAGUUUUCUGCUAAAAGACCAGUGAAGGCCCAGGGGGAAGAUGACAACAAAAAAGACUGACAAUUGCUAGAAAUUUUGAUGCAUUUCUUUCACCUAUGAGGAGCUGGACUGGGAAAAAAACAGAUUGUCUCAUGAAAAAGAAAACCCAGCUAUCCAAACCAGCAGCUGUAAGUCAUAGAAAGUAGCAAGAACCUGGGAGACGGGGAGCAGCUGACUACUGCAUCCUGAAAGGAAGGGGUUUCCUCCUGUAAAAGGCUCAAGAUGGGGACAGAGAACUCAAUGGGUGGAGUUCAGCCUACUCUUUCUUAGAUGUGAAAGGAAAGGAAGGUCGUUUCAUGCCUUGUUGAUAGAGAGCUUGGUAUUGGGGCAAAGUGUAUUUUUCUGAACAAAUUUCUCAGCUACCUUUGUUUGAAAGAUAGUAAGAUCCUUGAGAGCUGGAGUACUUCUUUGCUUGUAUACCCGUGUGAUUGGAGCAGAGCAGAUGUUUAAUACAAAUGUGUUUGUUGAUUGAAGUAAAGCAUUUACUAGGCAGCCAGGAUUUUGGAGUCAUGUCACCUACCUUUGUGUAACAGUCCCUGCUGGGCAUGCGAGGUUCAGACUUCUGCUGAUUCAUAACCAUUUGGCGCUGAGCUAUGACAAGAGAGGAAACAAAAAGUUAAACAAGCAAGCCUGCCAUAAGUGAGAAGUUGGACUGAAGGAUCAGACUUGUUAAUUUGUCUAGUGCAAAGAGAGAAAGAAGAGAAGACCCAGAUGAUCCAUGAGGCCUUCGCAAUAGGGAAGUUGUUCUACGUACCUCAAGAAAACUUUAUCAUGUGCCUGCCAGACCAUUUGGUGUCAGUGUUCCAUUUAACAGCUUUUCCCACCAACUGCAAACUUCCUUGAUAACAUGCUUUUGCGAAGUGCAGGAAAAUUAAACGUGGGCACCAAGAAAGAGGAUGGUGAGAGUACAGCCCCCACCCCCCGUCCAAAGAUCUUGCGUUGUAAAUGCCACCACCAUUGUCCAGAAGAUUCGGUCAACAAUAUUUGCAGCACAGACGGAUAUUGUUUCACGAUGAUAGAAGAAGAUGACUCUGGGAUGCCUGUCGUCACUUCUGGAUGCCUAGGUCUAGAAGGCUCAGAUUUUCAGUGUCGGGACACUCCCAUUCCUCAUCAAAGAAGAUCAAUUGAAUGCUGCACAGAAAGGAACGAGUGUAAUAAAGACCUGCACCCUACACUGCCUCCACUGAAAAACAGAGAUUUUGUGGAUGGACCUAUACACCACAAGGCUUUACUUAUAUCUGUGACUGUCUGUAGUUUGCUCUUGGUCCUUAUCAUUUUAUUUUGUUACUUCCGGUAUAAAAGACAAGAAACCAGACCUCGAUACAGCAUUGGGUUAGAACAGGAUGAAACUUACAUUCCUCCUGGAGAAUCCCUGAGAGACUUAAUUGAGCAGUCUCAGAGCUCAGGAAGUGGAUCAGGCCUCCCUCUGCUGGUCCAAAGGACUAUAGCUAAGCAGAUUCAGAUGGUGAAACAGAUUGGAAAAGGUCGCUAUGGGGAAGUUUGGAUGGGAAAGUGGCGUGGCGAAAAGGUAGCUGUGAAAGUGUUCUUCACCACAGAGGAAGCCAGCUGGUUUAGAGAGACAGAAAUAUAUCAGACAGUGUUGAUGAGGCAUGAAAACAUUUUGGGUUUCAUUGCUGCAGAUAUCAAAGGGACGGGGUCCUGGACCCAGUUGUACCUAAUCACAGACUAUCAUGAAAAUGGUUCCCUUUAUGAUUAUCUGAAGUCCACCACCCUAGACACUAAAUCAAUGCUGAAGUUAGCCUACUCUUCUGUCAGUGGCUUAUGUCACUUACACACAGAAAUCUUUAGCACUCAAGGCAAACCAGCAAUUGCCCAUCGAGAUCUGAAAAGUAAAAACAUUCUGGUGAAGAAAAAUGGAACUUGCUGUAUUGCUGACCUGGGCCUGGCUGUUAAAUUUAUUAGUGAUACAAAUGAAGUUGACAUACCACCUAACACUCGAGUUGGCACCAAACGCUAUAUGCCUCCAGAAGUGUUGGACGAGAGCUUGAACAGAAAUCACUUCCAGUCUUACAUCAUGGCUGACAUGUAUAGUUUUGGCCUCAUCCUUUGGGAGGUUGCUAGGAGAUGUGUAUCAGGAGGUAUAGUGGAAGAAUACCAGCUUCCUUAUCAUGACCUAGUGCCCAGUGACCCCUCCUACGAGGACAUGAGAGAGAUUGUGUGCAUCAAGAAGUUACGCCCCUCAUUCCCAAACCGAUGGAGCAGUGAUGAGUGUCUAAGGCAGAUGGGGAAACUCAUGACAGAAUGCUGGGCUCACAAUCCUGCAUCAAGGCUGACAGCCCUGCGUGUUAAGAAAACACUUGCCAAAAUGUCAGAGUCCCAGGACAUUAAACUCUGAUACGACAGGAAAAGUAAGCAUCUCUGCAGAAAGCCAACAGGUACUCUUCUGUUUGUGGGCAGAGCAAAAGACGUCAUAUAAGCAUCCACAGUACAAGCCUUGAACAUCGUCCUGCUUCCCAGUGGGUUCAGACCUUACCUCUCCGGGAGCGACCUGGACAAAGACAGAGAAGCUCCCAGAAGCAGAGAUUGAUCUGUGUCUGUUUGUAGGAGGGAGAAACCGCUUGGGUAACUUGUUCAAGAUAUGAUGCAUGUUGCUUUCUGAGAAAGCCCUGUAUUUUGGGAUUGCCUUUUUUUUUUUUUUUAAGAUGCUUUCAUUUUGCCAAAAUAAAACAGAUAAUGUGGAUGGUUUAA